Molecule: messenger RNA, 2535 nt
Organism: Echinops telfairi (small Madagascar hedgehog)
Lineage: Eukaryota; Metazoa; Chordata; Mammalia; Afrosoricida; Tenrecidae
Product: zinc finger protein 699
Exons: 5
Coding region: 318-2036 (572 amino acids)
Biological process (GO): regulation of DNA-templated transcription
Source: RefSeq, a predicted model, not a curated record
UUCAGCAGUCCAACCAUGACCCACACCGUCACCAGGGCUCCCUGUUGGUGGAGGACUUCUUCGUUGUAUCCUGGCUACUGAACUCUUAUGAGAUACAUACUUUUCAAAUGGAAGGAAACCUGGGAGAGUCAGAAUAUGUGUCUCCAGCGGGGUGCAGGAGAACUAAUCCAGUCCAAGCAGCUGGGGCUCUAGGGUGGCCGGCCGUCUGCCACAUCCGUGAAUCGCAAGGACGACCCAGUACCCUGUGUGCACACCCAUCUCUUCUUGGCUCAGAGACCAUUGUCAUUCCGCUAGACUGCCGGAGGCCGCAGUGAGGAAUGGACUCAAUGGUCAUUGAAGAUGUGGCUGUGGUCUUCAGCCAGGAGGAGUGGGCUUUGCUGGAUCUUGCUCAGAGAAAACUCUAUAAAGAUGUGAUGAUGGAAACCUUCAGAAAUCUAACCUCUAUAGCCUCUUUAAACCAUGAUGAUGGAGAAAAUGUAUCCAGUGAACAUACAGUGGUGCAAUUCAUGAAGAAUAACACCUGGUCCUCCAUGUUCCCAGAAGUCUCCAAAUCUCAUGCCAAUAAGGAUCAGCACACAAAAAAUGAGAAGCGACAUUUGAGAACUCAUACCAUAGACAACAUCUGUGAAAGUAAUGAAGGAAAUCAGUGUGGAACCACUUUCAGCCGGAUUCUAAAUCACACUGUGCUGAAAAGAAGUCCUUCGGAAGUAAAUGCUUCUGAAUUCUAUGAGUGUGGGAAAGCCCUCGUGGAUCACUUACCACAGAAGCGUCAGACUACAGCUCACGGUACUUGUCCGUGUGAAGAAUGUGGAGAAGCCUGCAGCUGCCCCUUUCCCCUAACCACUCAUAUGAGAAGUCUUAGUGGAAAACAACCCUAUAAAUAUGAGGUACGUGGGAACGAACUAAUUUGUGUCUCAAAGCUUACUAAUCCUGUGACAACACUUACUGGUGGGAAACCCUAUGGAUACAGUGAAUGUGGGAAACAUUUCAGUCGUUUCUCAUCCUUGUCGGUGCAUUUGAAAAACCAUGAAUGUAACGAGUACUGUAAACCAUGUAGUCAUCCUUCACCUUUUGUUUUCCAUGAGAAAUUUCGAAACACGGAGAUGCCCUAUGAAUGUAAGCAGUGUGGAAAAGCCUUUUGGCAGCUCUCAACCUUAACCACACAUUUAAGGUCUCACACUGAAGAGAGGCCUUAUGAAUGUAAACAAUGUAGGAAAGCCUUCAGGUACCUCUCAGCCCUCACCAAACACAUAAGGAUUCACAGUGGAGAGAGGCCUUAUGAAUGUAAGGAAUGUGGGAACGCCUUCAGGCAGACAUCAGCCCUCAAUACGCACAUAAGAAUUCACACUGGAGAGAAACCUUAUGAAUGUAAGGAAUGUGGGAAACGCUUUAGGGGUUCCUCAGAUCUCACUGCACAUUUAAGUAUUCACAGUGGAGCAAGGCCUUAUGAAUGUAAGGAAUGUAAGAAAGCCUUUAAGAAGCUCUCAGCCCUCACUAAGCAUAAAAUCAUUCACACUGGAGAGAGGCCUCAUGAAUGUAAGCAAUGUGGGAAAGCAUUCAAGUAUCACUCAGACCUUAGUACACAUUUAAGGACUCACAGUGAAGAGAGGCCUUAUGAUUGUAAGGAAUGUGGGAAGGCCUUUAAGCAUAUGUCAGCUCUCACUACACAUACAAGAAUUCACACUGGAGACAGGCCUCAUGAGUGCAAGGAAUGUGGGAAAUAUUUUGUGUAUCUCUCGGCUCUUGCAACACAUAUGAGAAUUCACACUGGAGAGAGGCCUUAUGAAUGUAAGGAAUGUGGGAAAACCUUUAGGUGUUCCUCACAUCUCACUAGACAUAUAAAAGCUCACAGGAAAGAGAGGCCUCACGAAUGCAAGGAAUGUGGGAAAGGCUUCAUGUACAAAUCAUCCCUUUCUGCCCACAUAAGGACUCACAGUGCAGAGAAGCCUUAUAAAUGUAUGGAAUGUGGGAAAGCCUUUAAGCAGAUCUCAGGACUCACUGCACACAUAAGGGUUCACAGUACAGAGAACACAUGAACAUCAGAAAGGUGGGAGAGCCUUUUCGUGUUUCUCAACCCUGGCUACAAAUACAAUGCUGCCUAGUGGAACCAGACCUUAUGAAUGCAAGCAGUAUGAGAAAGCCUUUAUAUUCUCCUCACUCCUCUCUAGAGAUAUAAAAAGUCACUGUAAAGAGACUGUUCUAUUCAAGAGCUACCUGUUUCAUUCAAAGAGCAAAUUUCAAAAGCUCUGCAAUUGAAAUAUAAUUUCUCAGUGACUAGGAAACAACUUCUUAUCCAAAUAAGGGGUUAUUAGAAUACCUUUCUGUCUUUGGGUAAAAUGCCAUUAUCCUUGUAACAAUGAGGAUGUAUUCAUCAGUGUUUGUUAAUUUCUCAUUACAAGUUAAAGUUUUAACUUUUUUAAAGGUUUUGGCUAUUACAAAUGAGACUAUGAGGAAUAUCUUGAAUAAAUGUGGUUUUAUGAUUUUUAAAUGUACCAUUGAUGUCAUUUAUAUGCAAUAAAAAACACUGAUCUUGUA